Molecule: messenger RNA, 345 nt
Organism: Staurois parvus
Lineage: Eukaryota; Metazoa; Chordata; Amphibia; Anura; Ranidae
Source: the annotation of a GenBank genome assembly
UCUGGCAAGGCAGUGGGCACCGAGUCACCAGGUACGACAGCGGGCUCUGAGUCAAUUGGCACGACAGCGGGCACCGGAUCAGGUACCGGAUCAUCUGGAUCAACAGCGGGCAUCGAGUCAACUGGCCUAAUAGGAUCGCUGAGUAGAGGCAUCAGGCCGAGUAGAGGCAUCAGGCCGAGUAGAGGCUUCAGGCCGAGUAGAGGCAUCAGGCCGAGUAGAGGCUUCAGGCCGAGUAGAGACUUCAGGCCAAGUAGAGGCAUCAGGCUGAAUAGAGGCAUCAGGCUGAAUAGAGGCAUCAGGCUGAGUAGAGGCAUCAGGCUGAGUAGAGGAUUCAGGCUGAGUAGA